GUGGGCGGGGCGGUGUUGCUGCACGGGAGUAGUGGAUUUGAUCCCGGCUGACAGAAUUAUGUUUUAACCGCUUAUACGUGCGAAUCCAGUCCAAAGCUCUUUACAGAUCAAACUUAAGUCUAAUUCUAUUUUCUCUUCUGGAACACUAAAGUCAUGGCAGCAAAUAAGGGCAAAAACCAAAGUUCCCUGGUUCUGCAUAAGGUGAUCAUGGUGGGCAGCGGUGGCGUGGGAAAAUCAGCUCUGACACUGCAGUUCAUGUAUGACGAGUUUGUGGAGGACUACGAACCCACCAAGGCCGACAGUUACCGGAAGAAGGUGGUCCUGGAUGGAGAGGAGGUACAGAUUGAUAUUUUGGAUACGGCGGGGCAGGAAGACUACGCCGCCAUCAGGGACAACUACUUCCGCAGCGGAGAGGGUUUCCUUCUGGUGUUCUCCAUAACAGAGUCUGAGUCCUUCAGCGCCACGUCAGAGUUUAGGGAGCAGAUCCUGAGAGUGAAAGCGGAGGAGGAUAAAAUCCCUCUGUUAUUGGUGGGGAAUAAGUCAGAUUUGGAGGACAGGAGGCAGGUGUCUGCAGACGAGGCCCGAACCAAAGCGGAGGAGUGGUCCGUUCAGUAUGUGGAAACAUCAGCCAAAACCAGAGCGAACGUCGAUAAGGUCUUCUUUGAUUUGAUGAGGGAGGUGCGGACGAAGAAGAUGUCCGAGAACAAGGAGAAGAACGGGAAGAAGAGCGGGAAGAAAAAGAAGAGCCUGAAAGAGAGAUGCACGCUGCUUUGAGCCGCACAAGCGCUUGAUUUCCACGUCAAGCUUUCCUGUCCUGGACUGAGCCGUUCUUCUGAUGCUGAGGAGACCAGAUCCUCCAGAUCAACCUCCUCCUUAAGCGUUUUUUUGCCAAAUACAAUCAAACCUGAACCGUAAGCCACUGUGGCGAUCUUUAAAGGACUUUUUAUACAUUUCUACCAGUUCAAAUCAGUAGCGUAACUCUAAUAUGUGAAAUAUGGAGGCUUUCCAAAAGUCACUUUUUUACACUCAAGGAAUAUUCAUUAUGCCGCAUUUAUGAAACAGGAAUAGAAUGCAUUUCUAAAUUGUUGCAUUGAAUUAAAUGCUACAGUUUGUGACUAACUAUUCAGAAAUGAGUUCUGCUUGUGUUUCAUGAAUUUCUUUUUUUACUUUAUCACACUUCUUGUGCUAAAUACUCUAUUUUAUCAGCCUUUCACGUCUUUAAAUGCAAAGGCAACAGACAUAUGCCAUAUGUAUUUGUUUUGAAUGCAUUAUCAUGCAACUUAACACGGCUGAGGAAGGUGAAUGCGUGUGGUGAGGUUGACAAAUUUCACUAUGCGCGCUCACCAAAUGUGUUGCUUUUAUUAUAAAACAGGCACAGUUGGAAUUAUGAUAUUUUUGUAAUCAAACCACUUGUUUAUUGAUUUCUCUGCCUGGUGAUUAUAGACCAAAUAAACCUUCUAUGAAUUUGU
Molecule: messenger RNA, 1469 nt
Organism: Labeo rohita (rohu)
Lineage: Eukaryota; Metazoa; Chordata; Actinopteri; Cypriniformes; Cyprinidae
Gene: ralbb
Product: v-ral simian leukemia viral oncogene homolog Bb (ras related)
Exons: 5
Coding region: 154-774 (206 amino acids)
Biological process (GO): Ras protein signal transduction
Cellular component (GO): plasma membrane
Molecular function (GO): GTP binding; GTPase activity; GDP binding
Source: RefSeq, a predicted model, not a curated record